Molecule: messenger RNA, 3288 nt
Organism: Balaenoptera ricei (Rice's whale)
Lineage: Eukaryota; Metazoa; Chordata; Mammalia; Artiodactyla; Balaenopteridae
Gene: AFAP1
Product: actin filament associated protein 1
Exons: 18
Coding region: 203-2665 (820 amino acids)
Cellular component (GO): cytosol
Molecular function (GO): SH2 domain binding; SH3 domain binding
Source: RefSeq, a predicted model, not a curated record
CUCUCGCCGGCAGCUGCUCCGCGCAGAGUGGGAGACCGAGCCCGAGCCUGAGCGCGAGACGGGCUGAGACGGCUGCGAGGCGGCCCCGCCCCGGGGCUCCAUUGUUGCGGCGACUCCGGCUCUGCGGGCUGCUCGGCUCCGUCUCGCUCGGCCAGUGCACCUCCGGCAAGGAGUGAGCGCUGCCCGGGAGGCGGCCUGAGCAAUGGAAGAGUUAAUCGUUGAACUUCGUCUCUUUCUUGAACUCCUGGACCAUGAAUAUCUAACCUCAACUGUCAGGGAGAAAAAGGCAGUUAUCACAGACAUCCUGCUGAGGAUACAGUCAUCCAAAGGUUUUGAAGUGAAAGAUCAUGCUACGAAGCCAGAGACCCCCAACAGCCUGCCGGCCCCUCCCCAGAUGCCUCUGCCAGAGAUCCCGCAGCCGUGGCUGCCGCCUGACAGCGGGCCACCGCCGCUACCGACAUCCUCUCUCCCGGAAGGCUACUACGAGGAGGCCGUGCCGCUGAGUCCCGGGAAGGCUCCGGAAUACAUCACCUCAAAUUAUGACUCAGAUGCCAUGAGUAGCUCUUACGAAUCAUACGAUGAAGAGGAGGAGGACGGAAAGGGGAAGAAAACGCGGCACCAGUGGCCCUCGGAGGAGGCCUCCAUGGACCUGGUAAAGGAUGCCAAGAUCUGUGCCUUCCUGCUGCGGAAGAAACGCUUCGGGCAGUGGACCAAGUUACUCUGCGUCAUCAAAGACACCAAACUACUGUGCUACAAAAGCUCCAAGGACCAGCAGCCCCAGAUGGAACUGCCGCUCCAAGGCUGCAACAUUACAUACAUCCCAAAAGACAGCAAAAAGAAGAAGCACGAAUUGAAAAUUACUCAGCAGGGCACAGACCCCCUUGUUCUCGCUGUCCAGAGUAAGGAGCAGGCCGAGCAGUGGCUGAAGGUGGUCAGAGAGAUCUACAGCGGCUGCAGCGGGCCAGCAGACUCGGAAUGUCCUCCCCCCUCCAGCUCCCCGGUGCACAAGGCAGAACUGGAGAAGAAACUGUCUUCGGAGAGACCAAGCUCAGAUGGGGAGGGUGUUACAGAAAAUGGAAUUGCUGUGUGUAACGGAAAAGAACAAGUUAAGAGGAAAAAAAGUUCCAAAUCAGAGGCCAAGGGAACUGUGUCUAAAGUCACUGGGAAAAAAAUCACCAAGAUCAUCGGUUUGGGAAAGAAAAAGCCAUCGACAGAUGAACAGACCUCCUCAGCGGAGGAAGAUGUGCCUACUUGUGGCUACCUGAACGUGCUCUCCAACAGCCGCUGGCGGGAGCGCUGGUGCCGCGUCAAGGAAAAUAAGCUCAUCCUCCACAAGGACAGGGCCGACCUGAAGACCCACAUCGUCUCCAUCCCGCUCCGCGGCUGCGAGGUCAUCCCGGGGCUGGACUCCAAACACCCCCUGACGUUCCGGCUACUUCGCAACGGCCAGGAGGUGGCCGUGUUGGAGGCAUCUUCUUCUGAAGACAUGGGCAGGUGGAUUGGGAUUUUGCUGGCUGAGACGGGGUCCUCCACAGACCCUGGGGCACUGCACUACGACUACAUAGACGUGGAGAUGUCGGCGAAUGUCAUUCAGACGGCCAAGCAGACCUUCUGUUUCAUGAACAGGCGCGUUCUGUCCACUAACCCGUAUGUAGGGGGCACCGCCAACGGCUACGCACACCCCAGCGGGACGGCGCUGCACUACGACGACGUCCCCUGCAUCAGCGGCUCGUGGGGACCCGACGGUGGCUUUCCCGCUCCCCGUGGCCGAGGCCUGGGAGAAGAGGCGCUCUAUGAUAACGCGGUCCUGUACGAUAACUUGCCGUCUCCGAAAAUCUUUGCUCGCUACCCUCCUGCUGACAGGAAGGCCGCUAGGCCACCUCCUGACAAGCUGUCCUGUAACCACUACAAACACCCUGCCUCUUCCGGUCCGCCGUCCUCCCCGUCUGUCACUAACACCUCUUCUCUGGGGAGGGCAUCUCUCGGGCUCAGCUCACAGUUGAAGGGUAAAAAGCCGCCCCCCGUGGCGUCCAACGGGGUUACGGGAAAAGGCAAGACUCUGAGCAGUCAGCAAAAAAAAGCUGAUUCAGCGGCUGGCGUGAAGCGGACGCCUUCAAAUGCUGACCAGUACAAAUACGGCAAGAACCGGGUGGAAGCAGAUGCCAAGCGACUGCAGGCCAAAGAGGAGGAGCUGCUGAAGAGGCGGGAGGGCCUGCGGGAGAGGCUGGCCCAGCUGCGGAAGGAGAGGAAGGGCCUGAGGGCCGCCAUCGAAGUCAACACGGGCAGGAAGACGCAGGUGAUCCUGGAGGAGAAGCUGAAGAAGCUGGAGGAGGAGUGCAAACUGAAGGAGACGGAGCGCGUCAACCUGGAGCUGGAGCUGACCGAGGUCAAGGAGAGCCUCAGGAAAGCCCUGGCCGGCGGGAUCACCCUGGGGCUGGCCAUCGAGCCCCGGUCGGGGACGUCGAGCCCGCAGUCUCCAGUUUUUAGGCACCGGACUCUGGAGAACUCGCCCAUGUCCAGCUGUGAGACCAGUGAUGCAGAGGGCCCAGUGCCCGUGAACAGUGCGGCCGUCCUGAAGAAGAGCCAGCCGGCCCCCGCCAGCUCCCCCUGCCGGGGACACGUGCUUCGGAAGGCCAAGGAGUGGGAGCUGAAGAACGGGACAUAGAGCUCGCGGACGCCCAGCUCACACAGCGUCGUCCCAUCGCGUGACCGCAGGGAGCUGGCCCGGGGGCUCCAGCAGCAGGACUCGGGGUUUGCGGCCGGACCAGGACCCAGGACCUGGGUGCCAGGACCCAGACCUGCCCGCUGUAUCCUCUCUACUGUAUAAUGGUCCCCUUUAAAGAGAUUUACUUGUAACACUUUGGCUUCCAACUUCAUUUGUUUAAAGUCAGAAAAGGGACGGAAGGUAUUGUGAGAGCCUCCCCUGGCGGAUGGAGAAGCUGCAUCUUCCCACCCAGGUAAAUGAUUGUUUUCACCAAUCUCGGCACUCCCACCCCAGACUGAAGAUGAACGGCCAACGGGCCCUGGACGUGCUCCGCGCCCCCGGCGGGGGUGUGAGUGUGAGGCUGUGGGCAUUGGGCUGCCCGCCCCUCGGCCAGGAGGAUCCGGGGAUGUCGCUGCAGCGCCAACAGCAGGAAGUCGCACCCCGAGUCUCCGCGUCCCUCUCCCCACAUGUCCGGCCCCCUCAUCACUAGGGGUAAUGGCGCGACAGAAUUGUGCUGUGAAGCAUUUUUUAUCUUUUUCAAAAAAAUUUUCUGGACAGAUGCUUCUGUCACCAGGACAUGAAAA